GCUGAUUUUGUAUUGUGGUUAGUUGUAUCCCAGCUGAUAAAUGUAACCUAGUUUUGCAUCACCUUAACAAUAUAACAUCAUUUGAUCUUAUGACAUCAUAAAUAUUACAUUACGAUAUGAUUAAAUAGUCUCUGCUUCACUGAAGUGUCAAAUUUGAUAGCUGCUGCAUAUGAAGAAUUAAUGACUCAUUGUCAUCACUGGAUAUUUUGCACAAAUUUGCUGGCAACGUUGGCCACAGGCAUCAUUCCAAUUUAGCUGAAGACCAACAUGACGCAAAGGACAGAAAAGUAAAAAAUUGAAGCUGCUAGUUCUGUUUCUCAGAGAUGAAAAUGGCUUCUACUUCAGCUGUUGGUAAUUUGAAAGAAGAAUUAAAUUGUUCAAUUUGCUGGAAUAUUUACACAGAACCAGUUUCAUUGUCCUGUGGGCAUAAUUUCUGUCGUAGUUGCAUUGAAAAGAACUGGGACAAAAAAGACACAGGGCUUGGUUACUCUUGUCCAGAAUGUCGAGCUGAGUAUGCUCAAAAGCCUGUGUUACACAAAAAUUUGAAACUGAGUAACAUAAUAGAACGCUUUGAAGCCACACAGAUGAAUGAAGAACCACCAAAAAUCUUCUGUGAUUUCUGUUUGGAUAAUCCCCUCCCUGCAGUGAAAACAUGUAUGAACUGUGAAGCAUCUUUAUGUGAGCAUCAUUUGAGAAAACACUCUGAGAAAACUGCUCAGAAAAAUCACCUAUUGAUUGAACCUGCAAGUUCACUAGAAGACAGAAAAUGUUCAGAUCAUGAGAAGCUCAUUGAAUAUUACUGCCUAGAUGACCAUUCCUGUAUUUGUGUGACAUGUUAUGUUGCAGGCCCGCACAAAAAUCAUGACAUACGCAUUCUGAAAGACAUACACAAUGAGACAAAGGCCAGCCUUUCUGAAAAACUGGAGAAGCUGCAGAGUUGCCGAGCAACUUUAGAGGAAGCUACAAAGGAAUUGCAAGGAACUGAAAUGAACUUAAAGAAAGACAGUGCUGUUUUGAGAAAACAAAUUUCUGACUUGUUUCAAGAAAUCAGGAUGCUGUUGACCAAACAAGAAAAGCAAAUUCUAGACACAGUUAUAACAGAAAAAAAUAUAAAUCUUUCAAAAGUCUUAAAGAAAAUACAAGAAUUAGAAAUUAAAAGAGAAGUUAUUACUCACCUUAUUCAGGAAGUACAAGACCUGAAAAAUCAAAAAGAUCCAUUGUUCUUUAUUAAGGAUUUCAAAUCUACUUAUGAAAGGUAGGAUUUUGGUUGAUAUUGGAAAGCACAAGAGGAAGGGCUGAUAUUGACUGACUCAGCUCAUCCUGUGGAAAUGGGAUAGUGAUCGAAUUAAAAUUACUGCUUAUUCUUGCAGGCUGCUAGAUUAACUGGGACUUGUUCGCCCAAAUGUGUUGACUGGAUCAGACAGAAACCUCCCUAUUCAGUGUAAAUGUAGGAACUCAAUGCAAAUUUGAAGCAAUAUAUGGUAUGAUACACUUGCCAACAAUUUUACCUUGAGGUGAAGCAGUAGUAAGAUAUU
Messenger RNA from Rhincodon typus (whale shark), 1535 nucleotides. RefSeq names its product E3 ubiquitin-protein ligase TRIM8-like. The transcript has 6 exons. Gene Ontology annotation, molecular function: zinc ion binding. The coding region runs from base 324 to 1259 and encodes 311 amino acids. NCBI's taxonomy places the organism in Eukaryota, Metazoa, Chordata, Chondrichthyes, Orectolobiformes, Rhincodontidae. The record is from RefSeq and is a predicted model, not a curated record.